AGCUAGCUAGUGGAGCAGAACACAAUUAUUGCAAAUAUCCUUCUCCAAUCAAAUUAGCAACAAAGAAAAAUAAAGUUACAUUCUUAAUGGGGAGCACAAAAAGUGAGUCAUACUUUGUCUUUAUGAAUUAUGAUAAAGAAUACGAGCGACUUAGAACUAGUAAUCGAACUACGAAAGGAGCAUAUGAGCUUGAUUUGUACCUUAGUAGAAAGCAUGAUGAGGUCUUAGCAAGCACUCUUGAGCAAGGAAGCUACAAGAAGAUAUCUUCUUUGGUUAUUGUUGAUGGAUUUACAGUGGAAAUCACCGAGGAUCAAGCCAAUGUGCUCAGAUCUGCAAAAGGAGUGAGAAUUGUGGAGAAAAACGAAUAAAUAUUAAGGAGAUCAAUGUGUUUUGAGGAGAAAAAUCAAAUGGUUUUGUUUGAUUAACUUCUCAAUUUGUUGCAUUGAUGUUACUAAUACUCUAGUUUGUGUUGAUUAUCAUGUGUAAUUUGUUUUGUUUUAAAUUAUGUUACUCUGUUUUUGGUAGAAUGAGGCAGAGGAGUUUGGGUUUAUAGUAAAAAUGAAUGCAUUAUUAUUACCCCUUGGCAGAGCAACUUUAACAAAUGCAGCAGCACAAUUUGCGUGUAUAUACUAUCUAUAGCAUGUCCCUGUCCCACGGUUGUGCAGGGGGUACUAGGCCCUCCCUUACUUUAACACCAGUGUUUCAAGAGUAAUCAUAUUUGGACAUUAUCUUUUCUUA
This is a messenger RNA of Cicer arietinum (chickpea), 738 nucleotides long. The record is from RefSeq and is a predicted model, not a curated record. Lineage: Eukaryota; Viridiplantae; Streptophyta; Magnoliopsida; Fabales; Fabaceae.